ACGCACCAUAGAAAUGUAGGUUAUGCAGGCAAAAGAGCAAAAAUUUGUAUACAUGAAAGAAGGCGGUGCGUGUUUGACGAGCAAGUCAUCGCAGCGGGAAACACUAAUAAAACACUGACUCCGUCUCCCGUGGAAGCGGACUCGACAAAAGCAGUUAACGAGGUGAUUUACAGCAACAGCCAUGUGAAUUUACCAAGUUUUGUUGUUUCAUCUCCGCAUACUACAAUGGUGACAACUUUACGCACGCCAAUAUUGCCUGAUAAUGAGGUCAUAAUGCGGUUUCCUGUAGCAGCAACCGCGAUGUCGUAUGCGGAAACAUCAUUACCUCUGCCAUCGAAUGAAGCUAUGAGACAAGCUUCAUUGGCGAUUCCAAUGACGUUACCAACCUCGCCGCCGUCCGUAGAAAUGCCAACGUCAGCAAACACACACAGAAAGCUACCGAGACCUUUCAAGGCUUAUCCAUUGCACAAAACUUCAUUUCCAUAUCCAACCUACUCUACGCUCGAUUACGAUUCCAAUAGAAACUACGAAAAGUUUCGAGCUUCAAUGAUGGAACGCGUUAAGAAGAUACAGGAUGGUCCAAAUCCGAAAAUGCGACGAGCCAAUAAAAACAACAGUGCAGCGUCCACCUGCGCUGAAAAAACUACUGACGGAAAAGACUCUACUUAUUUUGAAAAAAGAAGAAAAAACAAUGAAGCAGCAAAGCGUUCCAGAGAUGCUCGUAGAGCGAAGGAAGAUGAACUUGCCAUAAGAGUAGCCUUUUUGGAACAAGAAAACACGUUGUUGAAGCACAAACUCGAGCAAUAUAUGCAUUAUAGUUCACUUUAA
Pseudomyrmex gracilis is the source of this 828-nucleotide messenger RNA. It is a transcript of the gene gt, whose product is annotated as protein giant. The annotation marks the transcript as partial. The transcript has 2 exons. The record is from RefSeq and is a predicted model, not a curated record. NCBI's taxonomy places the organism in Eukaryota, Metazoa, Arthropoda, Insecta, Hymenoptera, Formicidae. Gene Ontology annotation, cellular component: nucleus. Gene Ontology annotation, biological process: regulation of transcription by RNA polymerase II. Gene Ontology annotation, molecular function: DNA-binding transcription factor activity, RNA polymerase II-specific; RNA polymerase II cis-regulatory region sequence-specific DNA binding.